Molecule: messenger RNA, 2106 nt
Organism: Trifolium pratense (red clover)
Lineage: Eukaryota; Viridiplantae; Streptophyta; Magnoliopsida; Fabales; Fabaceae
Product: WEB family protein At2g38370
Exons: 2
Coding region: 326-1978 (550 amino acids)
Source: RefSeq, a predicted model, not a curated record
GUUUUUCUUUCUUUAUUCACAAAAUCAUCAUCAUGAAUCAUGAUCAUAUAAAUUUUCACUUUAGCCGUUUGUUACCGUUGAUACUAACCCACUCUUCCAAUGACCAAUGGGACCAGCAUGACCCACAUAAUUUCGAAAAUCAAGGCAACAACUCCGGUUCGUUUCAACAUCAAUCAACAACAACAGUUGACUAGACAAGACCGUUUGUUUGUUUGUCCUUUUCCUUAUUUAGUUGAGUUACACUUCCACUUCUUCCUCAAUUCCCAAAACACUACGCAACACAACACAAUAACCUUCUUUCUUUCUUUCUUCUUCUACUCAUUCUAUGGAAAUUCAUGAUGCAGUUGUGGUGAACCGGAUCGAACCCGGUUCAAAGGAGUCCGGUUUAAGAGCUGAGAUUGAUACUUCAGCGCCGUUUGAGUCUGUGAAAGAAGCCGUUACUCGAUUCGGAGGUGUUGGUUACUGGAAACCUACUAACACUACUAAUCUUGUCACUCCUCAGCAAAACACAGAAGAGCUUGAUGCUGGAAAAUUGGAGGAACAAGCAGUGGUAUUGGAGAAAGAGCUUAUAAUCAAAGAAAGGGAAACUCUUGAUGUUUUAAAAGAGUUAGAAAGUACCAAAAAGCUUGUCGAAAAUCUGAAAUCAAAGUUACAAGCAGAAGAAUCUGAUGCAAAUUUGAAUACUAAGUUGAAUUCAUGUGAUGAUAAGGAGAAUGAGAAAGAAGAAGAAAAGGAAAACCAAGUUCGUCGUGUUCCUUCUAAUUCGGCGACUCCUGGUUUAAUAUUAAGGGAAUUGAAGCAGGCGAAAAUGAAUCUAAACCGGACUACGAAUGAUAUUGCUGAUGUUCGAGUAUCUGUUGAAUCGCUCAACAAGAAACUAGAGAAGGAGAGAAUCUCGCUCGAGAAAACCCGUGAGAGGUUAACUCAAAACUCUUCAAAAAUAACUUCUUUAGAGGAAGAGCUAAACCAAACAAGACUUAAACUGCAAGUGGUGAAAGACGGUGAAAUCGAAUGUGGUUCUGAUGAACCUUCCGAUAUUACGGAAGAGCUUCAACGGUUGAGUUCUGAGGCAGAACAUUUCAAGAAAAUGGGAGAAGCUGCUAAAUCAGAAGUAUUGAGAGCUAUGUCUGAGAUUGAACAGACAAAAGGUAUGAUAAGAACAUCUGAAAUUAGGUUAGUUGCUGCUCGGAAAAUGAAGGAAGCUGCUAGAGCAGCCGAAGCAGCCGCACUUGCCGAGAUAAAAGCUUUAUCUUAUCUUGAUGGAGAUUGUGGUCAAAUCCAUGAUGGAGUUACUCUUACCUUUGAAGAGUAUAAUGCUCUAACACGCAAAGCUCGAGAUGCCGAGGAACAGUCGAAGAAAAGAGUUCUUGAUGCUAUGUUUCAAGUUGAUGAAGCAAAUGUAUCCAAAAUAGAUGUAUUAAAGAGGGUUGAAGAAGCUACAUUAGAAGUUAAUACAAGCAAGAAAGCACUUGAAGAAGCUUUGGAAAGGGUAGAGGCUGCAAAUAGAGGAAAAUUAAUGGUUGAAGAGGCUUUAAGAAAAUGGCGAUCGGAGGGUAACAAAAGGCGAUCAUCAAUGCAAAAUAAUAACUUUACUAAGUUUAAAAACCCUUCUCACUACCGGAGAGACUCUCGAUUAUUCAAUGUAAAUGGAAUGAAUCAAGUUGAUGAUGAAGUCAAUCCGGUUCUUAAGCCGACUCUAUCAAUAGGACAAAUAUUGAGUCGGAAAUUGAUGAUGCCGGACGAAUUUGAAGGUGGGAUGAUUAUAGAAAGAGGCUCGAUGAAACGAAAAGUGUCUUUGGGUCAGAUGCUUGGUAAACAAAACUAUGAUCUAUCUUUUGAAUUUGAUAGGCAAGCUGAGAAAGAAAAUGGUCAGAAGCAGUUUUCUUCUGCUAAGAGAAAGAAAUUUGGAUUUGGUAGAUUCUCACUUCGUUUGACAAAACAACAAAAGAAAAAGAAGCCAACUUUGAAUUUGAGGUGAUUAUGGAGUAAUUACUUGAUUAUUUUACUCUUGCAACUAGUGAUGAUAAGAUUAUAAAAAUGAGAUUAUUAAGUAUUGUGAUUGAAUUUUUUAGGUUAAUUAAUUAAUGUAAUGUGUUUCUAUUAUCA